Chrysoperla carnea is the source of this 608-nucleotide messenger RNA. RefSeq lists its product as uncharacterized. Bases 56 to 451 code for a protein of 131 amino acids. Lineage: Eukaryota; Metazoa; Arthropoda; Insecta; Neuroptera; Chrysopidae. The record is from RefSeq and is a predicted model, not a curated record. The transcript has 2 exons.
AUUCGAAAUUUUCAAUGGUUUCAUUUUUAGACUUCAUUUUCUAUCUUUAAAAAACAUGUCAUUCAUAUUAACACCAUCCACAACAGCCGUAUUGUCAAAUCUGCAACAUGGUAAAAUCAUGUAUUCUGUCAUGAUGCGUAAUAUUUCAACAUCUCACCAUCUAAAUAAAGAAUAUGCGAUACCAAAUGAUCCAACGAACAGAGUUCGUGAUACUAUGACAAAAAUAAUAAGAGAGGAAACAUAUUGGACACGAAAAAAGAGCCAAAGACAUGAUACAGAGACAAUUGAUAAAAUAAUUAAUAUGACUAAAUAUUGUUUUAGUCGAUCAGAGGAUUGUCCUAGAUUACGACGAUGCAUUGAGAUGGCUGAACGAGAAGCCAAAUAUAUUGAAAAUAAGCAAGUUAAACGAAUGAUGAUGGAUACAUUAAUGAAGUCUAGAAAUGUUAGAUGAAUUUAUGAAAAAUCAUCAGUAUUCGACUGAAAUAGUUUGAUUUCGUGUAAAAGGAUUAAUAACGAAAAAUCAAUCAUCGUGAAUUUGUCCUUUAUCAAAUAAAAAUGCAGAUAAAGAUAACAGUCGUAUAGAUGAUAAUUUUUCAAUUGUAAAUUCU